ACAAAGGGCAUUUGAAUGUACAAAUAGAUAGACUAACAACCCUCAUAUAUAAAUACAACCUCAAAGUUCGUCUAAUCAUUGUAGUGUUUGUAUUACGAUUACAAGAUGACAACCGAAAUCACAACAACAACAACCUCCAUUAGAAACCGGCCUCCAAAUACUGGAAAUCUCAUAACUGUUCUUUCUAUCGAUGGCGGAGGCAUCAGAGGUAUCAUCCCUGGUGUCAUUCUCGAAUAUCUCGAAUCACAGCUUCAGGAGUUAGACGGAGAUGAAGCAAGAUUAGUGGAUUACUUUGACGUCAUUGCUGGAACAAGCACAGGUGCUCUAAUAACAGUCAUGCUUACGGCUCCAGACGAAUACAACAAACCUUUUUAUGCUGCUAAAGACAUCGUUCCAUUUUAUCUUGAAAAUACCCCUAAGAUUUUCAAACAAAUCGGAGGGCCAUUUGCUGGGAUUAUAAAGCUGUUGAAGGCGUUGGUAGGGCCAAAGUACAAUGGAAAGUAUCUUAAAACCCUCCUAACAGGCUUACUAGGAACCACGAAGCUGAGUCAGACAUUGACUAACGUUGUCAUACCUACUUUUGACAUAAGGGAUAUGCAACCUGUGGUGUUUAGUUCAUAUCAGGUGCCAAGAGAGCCUACCACAGAUGCGUUAUUAUCAGAUAUUUGCAUGGGUACGUCUGCAGCACCUACGUAUCUCCCUGCCCAUUACUUUCAGAACGGUGAUCGUGAGUUUAACCUUAUUGAUGGUGGAGUUGCGGCUAAUAACCCGUCAUUGGUUGCGAUAGGGGAAGUGACAAGGCAAGUUAUGAAAGAAGAUCCAAAUUUUAUCCCAAUCUCACCUCUCGAUUAUGGGAGAUAUCUCGUGAUAUCGUUAGGGACUGGAACCGAGAAGCAAGCACCUAAAUAUGAUGCGAAAAUGGCUGCGAAAUGGGGUGUGCUUGGGUGGAUGGUCAAUAACGGUUCGGCCCCAUUGAUAGAUUCUUUCCAGCAAGCGAGUGCCGAUUUGGUCGUUUUUCAUAACAAUGUUGUCUUUGAAGCCCUCAAUUCCACCGACAAUUAUCUCCGAAUUCAGGACGAAACAUUGACCGGAGACUUGGCCUCGGUGGAUGUUGCGACAACUCAAAAUUUGAACAAUUUGGUCGAUGUUGGCAAAGGUUUGCUAGAUAAGCCGGUUUCUCGGGUGAAUUCCGAUACAGGGGUAUUCGAAGUUCUCCCGGAUGGUGGUACAAACCGUGAAGCAUUGAAAAGGCUUGCUAAACAGCUCUCGGAUGAACGAAAACUAAGGGAGGCAAAUUGUACAGCACAGGAAGUGCUUGAGUGAUGUUUAUUCGAUAAUUUUAUGAAAUUAUUAAAAUCUGGAGAAGAUCGUAAAUUUGUAAUACA
Molecule: messenger RNA, 1385 nt
Organism: Lactuca virosa
Lineage: Eukaryota; Viridiplantae; Streptophyta; Magnoliopsida; Asterales; Asteraceae
Source: the annotation of a GenBank genome assembly